AUGGCAUUUAUGAUGUCAUCUGUUACAGACUUCUCCUUAUUUCAAUAUAUAAGUUACCCAGCAAACUCUUGGGAGCAACCCAAAUGGGCACUUCAAGGAGAAAAACUUUUUUCUUCCAAGCUUGUUGUAAAUUCUGCUGUAGUACGCACGGCUAGACUUUCUUUAGGCCAGCCUUUGGGGCAUGCUGAAUGCAGGAAACCACCAUACCCAAGUUUGUUUCUCUUUUCAGCAUUCAAGGCACAUACACCAAAAACUAACAAAAAUCAAACAAAUGUGCUUAGAAAUUCAACAUGGAUUAAAUUGUUGUUUUAUGAUGAUCAUAAAGUUAUGGAUCAACAUUUAGAAAUUAGAACAAAUAGUUUGCAGGAAGCAAGUGAUAAGAAUUUGAUUUAA
Molecule: messenger RNA, 393 nt
Organism: Clunio marinus
Lineage: Eukaryota; Metazoa; Arthropoda; Insecta; Diptera; Chironomidae
Source: the annotation of a GenBank genome assembly